Messenger RNA from Doryrhamphus excisus (bluestripe pipefish), 3665 nucleotides. NCBI's taxonomy places the organism in Eukaryota, Metazoa, Chordata, Actinopteri, Syngnathiformes, Syngnathidae. The record is from RefSeq and is a predicted model, not a curated record.
UCAUACAAAAUCUCCAGUCCCGUUCCAAUGAAUUUCCAUUAAAUUUCCCUCGCAUAUAUCGGAUGGCCGCAUCGUGGCGCUCCGAUUCGCCGAAUCGUGACAGGCCGCUAUUCAACGUCAUUUGCAGCGUUGCCUGCGCGUCCAGGUACAUUGGAAACAUAGUCAAGGAAGUGCCUUUUUAUAAAGGAUAAAAUCCGAUUUACGCAUAUACCGGAUAUAAAUCCGAUAUAUGCGUAAAACGGACAUUUUCCGGUAUACGCAUAUAACGUAAUUUCACUUAUAUCGGACAAAACCAGUGGGAACAAUUGAAUCCGAUAUAUCCGAGGUUUACUGUAUUACUAAAAACUGCAAGUCGUGUUACGACAUUUUCUAUACCGCUUAUCGUCAUUAGGGUCACGGGGGUAAGCUGGAGCCUAUCCCAGCUGACUUCAGGCGAGAGGCGGGGUACACCCGGGACUUGUCAGCAACCUAUGAACAAUUAACUUAAUUAAUUAGAGCCUACAUUGAACCUAACAUGCAUGUUUUUGGACGUUACAUGAAGAAAAGUCACGCACAGCUGGUGUUAUAAUGUUGGAGGAGUUAAACUAAAGAGUUUUUCUUACGUCGUGGAGGUAGAUGUGAAAGUUUGGUUGAAGAAUCAGGCACUAAUGGAAAAUCAGCAGAUGAGCACACAGUAAUAACUACAAUGUUCAAAAUCAAUAGGUUAUAAGUGUAAGAAGCUUUAUCACUUACCUUGGGGUCGUGGCGGGGGUUCAGGAUUUAGCAUCUCAUAAACUAUGGAAAUAAAAAGGAGCGAGUCAUUUACCGUAUAAUCGUUUGAGAUCUUGGAGAUGUUAAGUUUCACCACCUGUGUUUUGCACAUUAGCCUGUCCAUGGAUAUCUACUGGAGUAAUGUUCGAUGCUAUGGAGGAGUCCUCGUUCACUAGGGCGAUAGAAGACAGUGAUCACUAUGACAUGAAAAGGCUGAGAAGCGAGGGUGGAGGAACCGAAACUGACCUAACGAGCCAAAUUUGGCCAUUGCAGAUUUGCAAAUCUCCUUUACUGACUCUUGUAGUUCUUUUAAGGCUGACCGUAGAGAUGUUGCCACCGCUUCCUCCUUGCUCAGUAUUGACCCUCCUGUGAUGGCACUUGUUGGAGCCGCCUGCUCCAUGGUGAAGAAAUUCUAAAAGAAAAAAAAACACCACAACGAUAUUUAUUUGCAAAAUGUAAUUCAAAUCCUUCUUCUUUGACAUUCCGCUACCUUUAGGAAGCAGAUGUGAUCCUGCAUAUCUGCCAGCCUACUCAGCUCCUCUCCCUUCCAGCGGAGUUGGACCGCCUCCUGCUCCAGUCGGUGGAUCUGGCCUUCAAUUUGGCUGCCUAAAGACCUUUCAUGGGUGUUAAGAAGCUCACCAAUUUGAGUGCCAGUGAGAGCGAUGAGGCUGGAUGCCUCAGAAAACAAAUCAAGCCUCUCUUGCUGCAGAGCCUGGACCAAAGCCUGAAAAGAGAAGAAUGAUGGGAAGGUGUGAGCACGUGGUGUCCUUCAUGGCCACGCUGACAACACACCUCACACACACACUCCCUGUCGUCAUGGCAAAACAGAUCCAGAGGCCGGUUGUGCUGAGGACAAGGCCUGGGAGUCACAGCCGGAAGCUGAGGGUACAUGCCGCCAUCUUGUGGUCCCAUAUCUGGAAGAACUUCCAAGUAGACAGGUUCUGACGGCGGUGCAGAAGACACAGCUCUGGAGCCGCUUUGUUUGAGGCUGUUGGUCCUCAGCUUUUCCAUGGCUUCCACAAGAAGCAUGCUCUUGGCCAGUGAAGGUCGAGGAUUGAAGAGCUGCCGGCAUUGGGGGCAGCUGUACUGACCCUUGCUGUUGCCUCGGUCCCAGUGACUUUGGAUACAAGUCAAACAGUAAGAGUGUCCACAGGGUAGAGUUGCCGGGUCCUUCAGGGUCUCCAGGCAUACGGAACACACAAACGUCUCCUCCUCAGACCAUGCGGAAGCCGCCAUUGCAGUGCCGAGAUGGGGUCGGGCAGUCAGCUUUCCAAGGCGUCAGAACUCCAGAGUCCAGCGGUUCCCUCGGGGUUCAUUCGUAUGCUGCGGAGAAACUGAAGCAGAAUGUUUCGGGGCCCACAAAUGGUGAUUGGAUUAAUGCUGCGACUGACUGAGACCCAUACAAGUGCUAUUUCCAACCAUUCCUGUGCUAGAUGGCAUGUAAAUGAAUCAAAAUGUGAAGGCCUUCAUGGAAGGAGAGGUUGCUCCUUCCUGUCCACAGAGACUGUAUCCGGCCCAAGCAAACUUUAUGUAUUUAGUACUGACUGUGAAAAUCAAAAGACCCCAUUUCAUAGCUUCAAAUUCAAGGCUCCUGCAAAGUCCAAACUGUUGUAUUCUCGUAGGAAGCACACCAAAGUGGAGGAUUUUUCCCAGAACCCCAAAACUCUGCGCACACAUCAGGACUGUGUAUCUACCACAGCUGGCCUCCCACCCAGGAGAAGAGAUGGAGAGCUUUCACACUCGCAUUUUACCGGUCAAAGUUACUGCAGUAAUUUCAGCUACAGACAAAACUUUGACAGAUCUUUACAAUGGUUAAAAAACAUUCACAACAGGGCACAACCCUAUAGCCUCUCUUUUCACCGAACCAGAGCAGUUCAUGCAGCCUGGAGUGAUUGUCUAUCACUCGACAAUGAAAACAGGUGUCGACAACUCCUGGGACCCAAUUCGACAAUUUAUGAAGUAGACAAAGGGAGAAAAGUAAAAAAUCAGGGAAGAUGGGCGUCCAUUCUGGUGUCACUUUGCAGUGUAGCAGGUGAACCGGCUUUUAUCUUCACGCUGCGCUCCAGGACGCUCACGGGCAGGCACAAGGGAGACGUCAGCUUUGCGGGGGGCAAGAGCGAUCCCUCAGACAGCGAUGUGGUGGCCACUGCACUGAGGGAGGCACGGGAGGAGCUUGGUGUUGAUGUCUCUCCAGAAAGGGUGUGGGGUGUUCUCAAGCCCCUUAGGGACAUGUCGGGGAUGAUGGUCGCUCCUGUGCUGGCAAACAUAGGUCCUUUUGAGGAAUUGUCCUUCAAACCAAACCCUGAAGAGGUGGAAGAGAUUUUCACUAUGUCCUUGUCCCAUUUGUGCAACCCUCAAAACCGUGGCUACACUCACUUUCGCACCGGGGACAAGUACGGCUACACGUUACCGGUGUUCCGUAAUGGGAAGCAUCGAGUGUGGGGAUUGACUGCCGUUGCCUUAGAGCAGACGCUGAAGGUUCUUGUCCCGUCACACCUGCAGUGAAGGUUGCUUAUCACGUGACUGAAGAUUUUUGUAUUUGAAAAUGUGCAAUCAAACUUGAUGCAAUUACAGACAGAAUCAUGUGAGUACCACUCUCCUGGGCAUUUUGACAUAUAGAUAAAUAUUCUAAAAGCUAUAUGCGUGAUUUCAAGUGAACAAUUUUCAUUUUGAUCAAACUACUUUUAAUUUAGUGAAGUUGUUGUGAAUUGUUGCUUGAGCUCCUAGUGGUUAAGGAACUCAGUUAUUUAUUGAGAUGCUGUAUUGGUUGCUCAGUGAUGCAAAGCUAUUCAUUAUUACCGGCAUCACGUUUUUAGUUCGAUCCUGUGUGAACUCCUUUACACUGAAAGUACAUUAUCACGUCACAAUGUGGUGUGUUAAAGGACAAAUGCAUUAAAGAUAUGAAAAAGUUGAAA